Wyeomyia smithii (pitcher-plant mosquito) is the source of this 891-nucleotide messenger RNA. RefSeq names its product non-structural maintenance of chromosomes element 1 homolog (gene Nse1). Gene Ontology annotation, molecular function: ubiquitin-protein transferase activity. NCBI's taxonomy places the organism in Eukaryota, Metazoa, Arthropoda, Insecta, Diptera, Culicidae. The record is from RefSeq and is a predicted model, not a curated record. The transcript has 4 exons. Gene Ontology annotation, cellular component: nucleus; Smc5-Smc6 complex. Gene Ontology annotation, biological process: double-strand break repair via homologous recombination; DNA damage tolerance. Bases 21 to 818 code for a protein of 265 amino acids.
UUUUAAGCUCCAAAAUACAGAUGAAAAUGUGGCACCACUGUCUGCGAGAUACACAAUUAAGCAUAACGAUAUCAAUUGUUUACGCGGUUCGUGUGAGAAAUAUGCCUUCAGAGAUGCCGUAUACGGACGUCCAUCGUGUAUUUCUACAGGCUCUGGAUCAUCAUGGCACAAUGAGCGCCAAACAAGCCUACAAAGCGUUGCUAGGCGUGUACGGAAAGUAUCACGAUGAUGAAACCAUGCCCACCGAAGACGCUGUACCGGAAGUGGUAGCUACUAUUAACGGAAAACUGCAUCGAUACGGCCAACGUGUAGCAUUUGUGCACUAUGAGCCCCUCGGUGUAGAUUUUUAUGUGUUCUGUAAUCAAACAGAAAGUGCCAUCGAUCGGUUUCAAACUUGCUAUACAGAAUCCGAGAUUGCCCUAUUCCGCCUAAUACUUCGAGAGAUGGCCUGCAGCGAAGACCAUAAACUACGUCCAAUAGUCUGUCUCAAUUUGACCACAAAUAUUGUUGGAAAAUCGGUCAGUAAGAUGCGGGCCGAAGAGCUGCUGGAAGAGUGGGAAAAGUUAGGCUACUUCGUGCAGCUUGAUGGUAUGUGGUGUUUUGGACCUCGCAGUACGACGGAAUUCGGCUGGUAUCUGAACCAGAAUCACGGCGAGCAAAUGCACAAGUGUAAACUGUGCAGUGAGCUGGUGUUUUAUGGAAUACAGUGCCAAAAAUGUCCGCUAUCAUUCCAUCGUGAAUGUAUGAAGAAGUAUCUGCGAAGACUUUCCAAAUGCCCUGGAUGCAACGAGCUCUGGGCGGUACCUGUCACUGCUUAAAAUUUGAAUUGGUAUGAAAAUAUUUUUGUUGCGAUAGAUGUUAUGUUUAAUAAAUUAUAAUAUAAGCUUGAAA